AUGCCACCAUUUCCCCUCCUCCGUCUUCCUGGAGUAGUCCUGUUCGAUGUAUUCAAAUCAUUGAAUAUCGGAGAGAAAAUCAAGCUCUCUCUCUGCUCCAAGAAGGUCUCCACUCAAAUCAACAAUGCUCGUUUGUACUCUCAAAAAGUUAUAGUUGUUCUGGACUGCUCAAGCCACAAAAUCGAAGUUCACUCUGAAAACAGGAAAGAUACAUUCGAAAUCUUCAAUUAUCCAGAUUCCUGUAACAGACAUAAUUCAAAUACUCAUCAAUUUUCUAUUGCAUGCUCUACAGUAAGAUCUACAUCUAUUUCUAUAGGAAUCGAAAUAUUCUGGAAGAAUAAUCGAGAAGGAUUUCUAUCUGUUACUCAACACCUAUUGAAGAUAUUUCAAUGCAAGAUUUCAACUGGUAUUAUUGAUUGUUAUUGUUUAGUUUCAUUACAACCAGCGAUUUCUGACCUGUUUGAUCUACAACUGGAAUUCGAGACAUUUACUAUUGCACUUAAUGGAUCAAGAGACAAAAACUUGAUGUUUAACCAGAUAUCCGAUAAAUUUGGACUGGUUGAGAAUCUUAGAAUCUUAUCCCAUGCUAAUCCAGGUUUCAUACCAGUUUUCAUUUCAUGGCCACAGAAUAUUGAUGUCUUUAGUUCCGCUUGGUUCACUCUGGAAUAUCUUUUUGCGUGCACUUGCACCAAAAUUACACUCAAGGAUUCUCGCCUGAAAAACAAAAAUGUGGAUGAGAUACUUCGAAAAUGGAAUACUGGAGGAUUCCCGAAUCUCGAGUGUCUGAAGAUCUAUAGUCACAAUAUUACAAAUAAUGAAUCGACGAUUUUGGGAAUGAAUUUGAGCGAGUUAAACGGGAAGGUAAUCCAAACUGAUGAUGGAGCAAAGAAGGCAACUAUUAACACUGAUUACGGUAGUAUUGAAAUGUCUAUAAUUCCAUUUCAAUAA
Messenger RNA from Caenorhabditis remanei, 948 nucleotides. RefSeq lists its product as uncharacterized. Lineage: Eukaryota; Metazoa; Nematoda; Chromadorea; Rhabditida; Rhabditidae. The record is from RefSeq and is a predicted model, not a curated record. Bases 1 to 948 code for a protein of 315 amino acids. Gene Ontology annotation, molecular function: protein binding. Gene Ontology annotation, biological process: embryo development. The transcript is spliced from 2 exons.